This is a messenger RNA of Panicum virgatum (switchgrass), 2565 nucleotides long. RefSeq lists its product as uncharacterized. Lineage: Eukaryota; Viridiplantae; Streptophyta; Magnoliopsida; Poales; Poaceae. The transcript is spliced from 2 exons. Bases 455 to 1582 code for a protein of 375 amino acids. The record is from RefSeq and is a predicted model, not a curated record.
ACUCUGGCUGAUAGGGCACAUCAUACUUUGUUCAAAUACAUUUUCCUCAUUACAUUUUUUAUUCCUUUCUCAACCAAAACCAAAUCUCCCCUCAUCCUCUUCUCCGAUUCAGUUUGCUAUGCGGAUUUAAAUACAUGCAGUUUGUUUAGGUUCGCCUCCAGAGAAAGCCUUUUCUGUAUAGCGAAAACCCGAUUCGCAAUCCACCCACAACACGUACUGCCUGCAAAUUAUUCCCCCAAUAUCGAUUCUAUCUCGAUCACCUAGGGCGGCGGCUGCUGCCUAUAUUAUUGCGUUCAUCGCGAGACCCGCCGCCGCCACCGCGCGUCUCCGUAGCAAGCUUCCGACACCACAAGCGCCGGAACCGCAUAACGGGCAGGGCUCCUUCUCAUCUUCGUCGAUCUAUUAAUUUCCCGUGGAAAACUGUCUGAGUCAUCAGCUGAAUCGGGAUCGAGCAAUGGAGAAACUGAUGAAGAAAGUGCAUGCUUCCAUCUGUUGUGGCCCUACAAUAAAAGAGUCUCAAGUUUUUGAAAGCAUGUUUAAGCAGUUGUCAAUCGACGGAAGUACAUAUCAUAUGCCAAAGACUAGGUGUUGGGCAACUCCUCAAUGCUGGCUACUCACACUAGAUAUGAUUUCAUUCCGCGCUGACGUAUGGAAUCCUGCAAAUCUGGAGAAGGUUGAACUGCCAUCCUUGGAAAAGAACUUACCCCAAAACUGCAAGUGUUUGCUCUCAUCUGAACCCGUUUCUCCUGGCUGUGUGGUUUUAGUUGUUGAUGCUGAUGAACCUCAAAUCUGGUUUUGCUAUGUUGGAGGCAAGAAAUGGACCUGGCAUGAGUAUAGUAUCACUGUUGAAAAAACACGCUUUCCUUUCAUCAUGUCAUCAAAAAAGCAACGUGAAGAAGAGCGUGGACAUCAGAGUUCUCAUAGACAAGCUUCAUCAGAAUUUGUGUUCAAAGGCAACUGCAAUGGGGAAAGAACAAGAAUAUCGAAUGAUGGACCUGCCACGGUGAUUCUUGGCCAUUCUGAAAGGUUCCAAAUAAGAAGUAUAGCUGCAGUCGAGGGGAAGUUCUAUUUUGAGAUGUCGUCAUCAGAACUUGGUGUUCUCGAGUUCAUUCCAAAUCCAACAUUUUCCACGCUAAAGUUUGAGAGAUUGCCUGUCCCACAAUACUGUUGGGAGUUUGCAUUCCCUCAUCUGGUCGAGUCCCGUGGAAGGCUCUUCCUAGUUGUUCAGAUUCAAGAUUCUCUCUCCAGUAUUACUCUGUACAAAAUGGAUUUCUCGAGGCUUGCAUGGUCGAUGGUGGAUGGUCUCUAUGACCAGGUAUUCUUCUUGGGUAGACUACAUUUCACAGCAUCAUACUCUGCUUGGGAGCUUGGGGUGAAGCAAGGGAAUGUAUAUUACCUUUUUGAGGAUGAAGUGUAUGGUGAGGAUGGUGAGGUUGAACUGCUGAAUGUUUUCUUUCCUGGAGAUAAAUAUAUGCCCAGCUCCAAUUACUGUCAUGGGUCCAUAGAUGAUUUGCCGGCUUGCUUGUUGGGCAUACACAAUGUUCUAAUUAAAGCUUGUGGUUUUUCCAUAGGCACUGGUUAGAAGUUUAUGACAGUUUGACGUGGGAAACAUCCUGCCUCUGUAGGUUUGCAGAUCUGAAUUCCAAUUUACUCUCUCUGUUCCAAAAAACUAGUUUGUGUUAAGUCAAACCAUCUCAAGUUCGACCAACUUUAUAUAGAAGAAUACAAAUAUUUGAUAUAUAUUUCGUGAUUUAUCAACUAUUUUCUGUAAGCUCGGUCAAACCGCUACUGCAAUAUUGGUCUUACCAAUUGGGUAAGUAAAUUUUGCAUGUAAUAUGGCUCUGUUGCCACAUAUUUUCUUUAGGAAUUUCUUAAACUUGGACUUGAAAUAAAAUACGAUUGUCACUCAUCAGCAAGGAAUAUUGAAGAAUACGAUCUAAUACAUGUUGCUUAUGGAUAAUUUCUUUGCAAGGAAUAGAAGAUUGUACAGAGCUGUGAAUCAUGCGCCUCGGCAUGUUUGACACUAAAGGUACAUGCACUUCUGAAGGUACUUCGAGAAAUUUUGGCUUGGAAUAAUUGUUGUUCAUCUAAACUCGGUUUGUCAUCCGGGAUCAUAUAGGACUGGUGGUAGCCGUAGGGGCAGGUGCAGCUGAACCUCUGAUAAAUGCUCAACAUGCUGAAACGGUGACAUGCAUGAAUGGCCUUGAGCAGCUGGCGUCAAUGGGAAUGUAAUGCAUCAUUGUUGAAUCGCCUAAUGCUGUUAGUGAACCGGGCAAGGACAGAUCGCCUCUUGGAGUAUUGAUUAGAGAGACUAAAGCUCAAAUGAUGUAAAUGCUUGCUGUCUCCCACUGCCCUUGGGCUUGAAACUCAGUUGCUCGUACGCAAUCUACAAUGUGUCUGAGUUGUAAAAGUGGUCUUUUGUUGUGGCUGACCAUGCACCAGAGUCUGUAGUUGUGUUGGUGUCCAGUGAGUUACCAGGACAGAGUUGCCUGAUAAUGGGGUGUUGAAUCCAAUGAUGAGAACAUGUACGAGUUCGUUAAAUCUCAGUGUCAUUUUGCUCUGCCA